AUGGCGGAGAGCAGAAACAAGACCCAGAAGCUACGUCCGCUUCCGCUUCCACUUCCUACCCAGGACGAGCUCAGGAAGAAACUCGCAGUGUCCAACUUCGAUCCCAAUGCCAUCCUUAGGGGAGCCCAGCUUACGGUCGUUGGAGCUCUACGAGCACUGCAGAAUCCCGCUCUCUUCACAUCUGAACAUUAUAAGCAGGCUGCCGUAGCUGUAGGGGCAGGCAUUGCCAUACGGCUACUCAUUCUCAUUCCGGUCGUAGCGAUCAAAGUCUUACUAUGGUUCUUGGGCUUCAUUUUCGACUUUACAAAUACAACAUGGGACGAUGACGUUGUCAGCGGGCUCGACUUUAUACAGAACUAUGUUCUACAAGUUCCCUUCUUCCUUAUGACAUUGAUGAGGUAUAUUACACCGACACUUGAUAAUAUGUUCAUGGAUUCGCUCGCCUGGGUAGACCAAACAUACUACGCAAAGCACAAAGGGGAAGACAUUUCGAGUCUACGAGAGACCUACUACCCGAAUUUACGGAAAUAUCCCACUAGAGACGGCAGCACAAACUCCACAAGUACGGCAGAGGCUGUCACUAUGUUCCUGAUGAGGUUUGGAAAGAAAGCAGGGCUGUCGCUUGCCGUAUUCGCUCUGUCAUAUAUCCCAUACGUUGGGCGUUUGGUGCUUCCAGCUGCUAGUUUCUAUACUUUCAACUCGGUAGCAGGGCUUGGCCCGGCAGCUAUCGUUUUUGGAACCGGUAUAUUUUUGCCCAAAAAAUAUCUGGUCAUCUUCCUGCAAAGUUACUUUUCCUCGAGGAGUUUGAUGAGAGAGCUUCUUGAACCAUAUUUCUCCAGAAUAAGGUUCACCAAAGAACAAAAAAAGCACUGGUUCCACGACAGAGAAGGGCUCUUGUUUGGAUUCGGUGUUGGAUUCUAUAUCUUUUUGCGAAUUCCUUUGCUGGGGGUUCUCAUCUACGGAAUUGCUGAGGCAUCGACGGCAUAUCUCAUCACCAAGGUCACAGAUCCGCCUCCAUCACCAGCUCAGAGUGAAGGCUUUGCGGCAAGCCAGCAACAAUGGAAGAACAAACACGAGUUCUUAAAUCUGAAAUUGUGGAACCUCGAUGCUCACACUGAACACAACGAUUCGGGCUCAAGUCAAGCUGCUCAAAAUCCAUUGCAUACUGCGAGCUCAUCUGGAGUUCCUUCAGGCUCGCCACCGCCAUACACCGAGCUGAGAUCAAGGUGA
Cadophora gregata is the source of this 1230-nucleotide messenger RNA. RefSeq lists its product as uncharacterized. The record is from RefSeq and is a predicted model, not a curated record. The transcript has 5 exons. Bases 1 to 1230 code for a protein of 409 amino acids. Lineage: Eukaryota; Fungi; Ascomycota; Leotiomycetes; Helotiales; Ploettnerulaceae.